CCCCACCAGACUCCCGAGAAAAGGUUAUUCAAACUGGCUGCCUUCGUGCUGGAAGGGAGGAAGGAAGCAGCAGCCGAAGAAGCAGGCGGAAUAGCGCAGAGCGAAGAGCGAGGGGCGAGGGGCGGUGCUACGCAGCCAGCCGCGCAGGCGGAGAGAAAGAGGAGGAGCGAGAGAGAGAGAGAGAGAGAGAGAAAGGCCGGCCGAGGCAGGGAAGGCUGUGGAAUUUCAUACAGGCAGAUACACCGCACGCUGCAUACAUACAGUAGGCGCACGGUGCAGGUCUGGUCCACCAAAUCGGUGCUGCGAGGAGCGCGGAGCAGAGCAGAGGAGACAGGGGCCCGGGAGGGUUUGGUUGCGGGGUUUGUAAAAUAUAUAGGACAGUGGGCGUCGCCGAGAGGAGUCGGGAGAAAUUGAGAUUCGGCGCUGAGGGCGGGCACGAGAGAGCGCUCGCCGGGCGGAGCUCUGGGCGGGAGGGUCUCGUUGCUCUUCGAUUGCACGAGGGAAGAGGCGAGCUUCGGGCCGUGUGCGAUUUUCGCCAUGCCUGCAGCCUCAGUCGCUGGCCGUGGUUCCUUGCUCCGCAGCCGAGCGGCGGAUCCGUGCGAGCCUCAGCGGUUCUGGCUCUGGCAGGUGGCGCGUAAAUCCCAGCGAGAUCAGCGACGGAGGAUGUUUGGGCGAUUGUAGAGGAUCAGCAAGGACGUGAGGAGGAGCUGCUGCGAUUAAUUACGCUUAGAAGGGACGAAUCCGUUGAUUUACAGGCCGAUUACGGUUCGUCUGUGGCAAUUCGACGGGCAGAGUUAAAUGGCAAUGACAGGAGGAGGGAGUCUGGACAUCUUAGAGGUCUCGAUUGCAAGGUGGCAAAGGGGCGAAUGGCCCGAUUGGGAUGCAGAGAGCUAUCCCGAAGCGAAGGAUUUGCUGCUGAUCCCUAUGUUUGCUGUUUUUUUCUUCACUGCCCGUUAUCUCCUCGACACCUUAGUAUUUGAAUCGCUAGGCAGAAGAUUCAUUUACGGCAAGGCAGAGUUUAGCUUGAAGGGAUUCAACGACGCCGAGAAAGAUGCGCUGCGGAAGACUCACGUGAAGUUUAAGGAAUCAAUGUGGAAGAUGUGUUAUUACUUAUCUGCAGAAAUAUUUGCGUUGGUUGCUAGCUACAACGAGCCUUAUUUCUACGACACGGAGAAGUUUUGGCUAGGACCUGGCUCACAGCACUGGCCCGAUCAGAAAGCAAAGCUCAAGUUGAAGCUUCUCUAUGGGUACGCGGGUGGCUUUUAUGCUUACAGUAUAAUCGCUCUCGUUUUCUGGGAGACAAGACGGAAGGAUUUCGGCGUGAGCAUGUCCCAUCACAUCGCUACAGUUAUUCUCAUCGUAUUUUCCUACUUAGCUAGGUUUGCUCGUCCGGGUUCGAUAGUUCUUGCUGUUCAUGAUGCGAGUGAUAUCUUCCUAGAAGUAGGCAAGUUAACAAAAUACAGCGGAUCCGAGAUCAUUCCCAGCAUUUCGUUUGUGGUGUUCGCGAUCUCAUGGAUUGUCUUGCGCCUCAUCAUAUUUCCUUUCUGGAUCAUACGGAGCACCAGUAUCGAAGUGCUCGGCCUACUCGAUAAAAACUACAAGAAUGGACCACUUCUUUACUACUGCUUCAACACUCUGCUCAUCAGUCUACUUGUUCUCCAUAUUUAUUGGUGGAUACUAAUUUGGAGAAUGAUUGUAAGACAAGUGAAAGCUCGCGGCAAAGUUGCAGAUGAUGUGCGGUCUGAUUCUGAAGAAGAUGAAGAGCAUGAAAAGGACGACUGAUGUCCUGCCUUUUAAUAUGCAAACGCACGUCAUAUCGAAGAGAGGUUGCAAAGUACCUGGUAUCAAGUUUUUUGCUGGAGAUACUUCAUUCAGGUGGAAUUGUUAAACCCAAGGAUCAAGUGACCACCAUUAACCCAGACUAUAUGAACCGCAAAGCAUGUAAUAUACAAGUCAUUGCAAAGUGCGAAAAAAUGUGAAGAUUUGGGUUUUUGGCACAUCGAAUAGCCUCCUCUGAAAGUUGUCCGAGAACGAUCUGCAAAUCGGGUUGUACUUGAUCAAACCUCGGACCUAUUUGCGCUUCUUCAGCUGCAAUUAUGUUCGUGCUUAUUCAGUUUGUACCGAACUCCGUAAUUUUGUUUAGGAGUAGAAAAGAAACACAUUAUGUGAAGGAGCUAAACUUGGAGAAUGUAACGAAAUCCUUCUGUAAAGCAGGUGCAUCAGUUGGAAAGGUGUGUGAUAGUUUUUUAAGUUCCUUCGUUGGUUGUGGAGAAUUGUAAAUUUAUUUAGAUCUCUACAUCCUAGUUCAGAAACCGUAGAAAGACAAUGGUCGAAAUUAUAGGGAUUUACGGUGAUUCUGUCUCAGGAGAACCCGUGAUCUCUUGAAUUCUUUCAAAAGACGAUAUAUUUCUUUGAGAAUAUCAAAGCGAUAUAGGUAGAUGUGUCAUGUGAAGAAAUAUCAAGGGAUGAUGGUCUUCUCAAUCCAUCAGCAGUUCAAAUUUUCUACCGAGUUUUGCACGAUGAACGUAAUAGGUCAUAAUCGACUAGAAGGUAAUCAUUGUGAUUCAGUCAGUCUUCCUUCGCAUUAAAAUUCCAACAUUCCGACCACCUGAUUUGAUAUAGUCUCUCCGUAUAUUUCAAACUGUCAGUUUUGCUAGACUACUCGGCGAGUAAACUUGUCAAUUGUACGGUUGACCACUUGUGUAGUCCGAUAUUUGCUCAUCCGAUUACAUCCCAUCAAUUUGAGAACGAGCUUGCAAUCAUGGUGAUCACCUAAGAAAUAAGUUGCUCCACAGUUUGGUAUUCCAUUUCUGAGUAACUUGAACCUAGUCUCUUGAGAUCUUGUGCUAAGACUCAGUGUCGCCAUCCUCAGGUCUCCUGACACUACGCAAAGCCUAUAAUCCGCAAGUCAGUCAGUAGCACUUGCGGUCACUAGGAAUCAUCAAUUUGGUAUCCUUUAAAAACACAUCACCGAAGCUUGACUUGUGAAUUGAAUGAUCAAAUGAUCAAGUUUUCAACGUCGACCACGUCUUACAGGAAGGCGAGCGAGUUACACCUGUAAUGUAUCCUCAAUACAUAAAACUUCAAGGGAUCAUCCACUUAUUUCACAUCCUUCUUAGCAGGUAUAGCACGGUGGAAUCACCCGGUGUAAGUUAAUAGAGAGAAAUAAAGAGGGAUUACAAAUGCACAAACUUCGUUGCAUCUGUGCCAGUUGGCAAUCUUGAUUUUGACGUUCUGCUGUACGCUAGUAUCCUUAGGAUAGUCUGAGAGCGUGUACAGCAAAUGAUGUUAAACUUCAGAUGACCC
This is a messenger RNA of Marchantia polymorpha subsp. ruderalis, 3306 nucleotides long. Lineage: Eukaryota; Viridiplantae; Streptophyta; Marchantiopsida; Marchantiales; Marchantiaceae. The record is from the annotation of a GenBank genome assembly.